GUAGGUUAGGCUAAUUUUGUUACUUGAUAGACUUUUUAAUUCAUUGUACACUGUAUAAACAUGAUUAGUAAGUAACAAAAGCCUAGUCGUUUUGCUAUGCAUAUGAAGGUGUACUAUAUUUGUCAUGAUACUUGUGUAUAAGUGCCCAAAGUAUUGAUGCUUUGUCAUUUUGAUUGCAACUUUGCAAGGAUAAUUUAUUUCAUUUUUCAGGCACGCCAACCGUCUGGUUGUCUGCCGGCCCUGACUGGGGGUAACAACCCUGCAUCAGACAUCGGCACAGACCGUUAUUAUUACAGAACUUAGAUAUCAUAUAUAGUUUCAUAUUCAGCAUGUUAAGUGUAGUGAUAGUUGUUUGCACCAUCAUUGUGACUGGUGCAAGUUUGGACCCGACAUGUUUUCCUGGGUGCAAGAACACAAAAUCCUGGUCAUCCUGUAUUCAACACGAACCUAAUAGACCAUCAUAUAAUCGACCCCACCCUGAGGGCAUAUGUUUAUCAUGCACUGCACAGCUACAGCGACAGUCAGUACUAGAUAUAAAGAACUCCUCACAGCCAACCACAGCAUGCCUUCCUAACAAUAACCGUGUAGCGAUUCGGGGGUUCUCAUUUGGGAAACUGUCAGUUCAGAAACUACGACCACCUCAGCAGUCGGAAGUACGAGACCUUGCUUUCAUUGAAUGUGGAAUCACAGAUUUGGAACAGGGUCUUUGGACUAGGUUCCCUCAAUUGCGGUCAUUACAACUUGACUUCAACAACCUGACCCAUGUAAAGCGAAGUUGGUUUGGUGAUGAGUUUCAAACAAUGACUUUCCACUUUCUGUCAUUGUCACACAACUUUAUAAGUAGCAUGGAUUCAAAAUGCUUCCAAAACCUCACUUCCCUAGUAACAUUGUUACUUGACAAUAACUCUUUGCAAAGUGUCCAGCCAUCUUGGUUUUACAAUCUGAAAUGGUUAAGAAAACUUUCCUUGAAAUCCAAUUCUAUCAAAAUCAUUCCUCAACAUACAUUUAACUCACUGUCAUUGCUGGUAGACCUAGACUUGAGCAGUAAUGUGUUAACAUAUUUGUUAAGGGAAACUGUAGAGGGGCUACACAGACUAAGAAUACUGUCUCUAGGUGGGAAUAGGUUGCUUUCUCUCAAUAAGUUGGAUAUGAACUGGCAACUGGGCUAUCGUCUGUUUUCUGCCCAGCGCAUUGCAGUAAGAGUUAAUGAAGCACUUUUCUGUAUCACUGAAUCCCCCGAAAUGGCACAGUUUUAUCAUGUCCAAAUGCAACAUGACAACCACACACAGGCAGCUCAGCCAAGUGUGGAACUCAAAAGUCAAUGUACUUUUCUUCAACAAAGGACAAAAAGCCAAACAAAAUAUAGCCUGCCAUUGAUUCUCAUAUCAGUAAACAACACAGAAUCAGACAAACAUGCUGGAAACAUCACCCACUUGUGCCAACAUGCAUGGGAAAACGUCCCCGCCGUAAAGGUAGCAUUGCCGGGAAGAACUCAGACUCUGCAUAUUGUUCCUGUGGCUGUAGACAAGUCUUGCAAACCCCAAAUUGUUGCUAUUGUUCUAUCAGAUGUCAACAGUAGCCAAUUGCAAGGUAGUAACUACAACAGAGGUAUUGAAGAAAUGAAGAACGUGACAUGUGUUAUCAACACUUGGGAGAAAACCCACCUACAUGUCUUCACUGCACCCAUGUCCAGCACUCCUGAUGGUACUGUGUGUGAACAACAGACAGAGACUGUCUUCAACUCUCCUUACAGCACACUGUGCAGAGGAAACAAAGCUUUUGACCACUGAAGUGCCCACGGUCAACACAACUGAGAAUAUCCUCAGCAAAACAAAUCCUGUUACGAGUGUGACAG
Molecule: messenger RNA, 1855 nt
Organism: Branchiostoma belcheri (Belcher's lancelet)
Lineage: Eukaryota; Metazoa; Chordata; Leptocardii; Amphioxiformes; Branchiostomatidae
Product: leucine-rich repeat-containing protein 15-like
Exons: 1
Coding region: 330-1790 (486 amino acids)
Cellular component (GO): plasma membrane
Molecular function (GO): protein binding
Source: RefSeq, a predicted model, not a curated record